GAAAUCUGCAUACCAGAGGGUCUCCUUCCCCCCACCACGACCUCCGCCUUUGUUGUGUCCGCUCUAGGAUUCCCCGCACCCGUUGGUGGUCUUGGCGUUUUUUCUCUCUCUCUCUCCCCUCCUCCUCCUCCUCCUCUCUUCGGCUCUCUCCGACCUCCGCGGUCUGAGGCGGCGGCGGCGGCGGCGGUUUCUGAGGCGGCGGCGGAGCGGAGCAAUCGAGAACCAUCCGCCAAAAUGGUGAAUUUUACAGUAGACCAGAUCCGAGCGAUCAUGGACAAAAAGUCCAACAUCAGAAACAUGUCGGUGAUUGCCCAUGUUGAUCAUGGCAAGUCCACGCUUACAGAUUCCUUAGUGUGUAAAGCGGGUAUCAUCGCUUCUGCCAGGGCUGGUGAAACACGAUUUACUGACACACGGAAAGACGAGCAGGAAAGGUGUAUCACAAUCAAAUCUACGGCCAUUUCUCUCUACUAUGAGCUCUCAGAACACGAUUUGGCCUUUAUCAAGCAAUCCAAAGAUGGCUCCGGUUUCCUCAUUAAUUUAAUUGACUCCCCUGGGCACGUGGAUUUCUCCUCCGAAGUCACAGCAGCCCUUCGCGUCACUGAUGGAGCUCUUGUUGUCGUUGACUGUGUUUCAGGGGUUUGCGUGCAGACGGAGACCGUCCUUCGCCAGGCGAUUGCUGAGCGCAUCAAGCCCGUCCUGAUGAUGAACAAGAUGGACCGCGCUCUGCUGGAACUGCAGUUAGAACCCGAGGAGCUUUACCAGACCUUCCAGCGCAUUGUGGAGAACGUCAAUGUGAUCAUUUCUACUUACGGAGAGGGUGAAACUGGACCCAUGGGUAAUAUUAUGAUCGACCCCGUGAUCGGUACUGUUGGCUUUGGCUCUGGCUUGCACGGUUGGGCGUUCACCUUGAAGCAGUUUGCCGAAAUGUACGUGGCCAAAUUUGCAGCCAGAGGAGAAAAGGCCCAGCUCUCCGCACCUGACAGGGCCAAGAAAGUGGAGGACAUGAUGAAGAAGCUGUGGGGAGACAAGUAUUUUGACCCAGCAACAGGGAAAUUCAGCAAAUCCGCAGCUGGCCCUGAUGGGAAGAAGUUGCCACGGACUUUCUGCCAACUUAUCCUGGAUCCCAUUUUUAAGGUCUUCGAUGCCAUCAUGAACUUCAAGAAAGAAGAAACAUCCAAGCUGAUAGAAAAACUGGACAUCAAGCUAGACGCUGAAGAUCGAGAGAAAGAAGGAAAGCCGCUUCUCAAGGCUGUUAUGCGUCGCUGGUUACCUGCUGGAGAGGCUUUGCUUCAGAUGAUCACCAUUCAUCUACCUUCCCCCGUCACUGCUCAGAAGUACCGCUGUGAGCUUCUCUACGAGGGGCCACCUGACGAUGAAGCUGCCAUGGGUGUUAAGAACUGUGACCCAAAGGGCCCUCUGAUGAUGUACAUCUCAAAAAUGGUGCCCACAUCGGACAAAGGCCGCUUCUAUGCCUUCGGGAGGGUCUUUUCCGGCAUAGUUUCCACUGGCCAGAAGGUGCGGAUUAUGGGACCCAACUAUACCCCGGGAAAGAAGGAAGACCUCUACUUGAAGCCUAUUCAAAGAACCAUUUUGAUGAUGGGACGUUACGUUGAGCCCAUUGAGGAUGUCCCUUGUGGCAACAUUGUUGGCCUGGUUGGUGUCGACCAGUUUUUGGUGAAGACGGGCACCAUUACGACCUUCGAACACGCCCACAACAUGAGAGUGAUGAAAUUUAGUGUUAGCCCAGUUGUGCGUGUUGCGGUUGAAGCCAAAAACCCUGCCGACCUACCAAAGCUAGUGGAGGGCCUAAAGCGUCUUGCCAAGUCUGACCCUAUGGUGCAGUGCAUUAUUGAGGAAUCUGGGGAACACAUCAUUGCUGGAGCUGGAGAGCUGCACUUGGAAAUCUGUCUGAAAGAUCUGGAGGAAGACCAUGCCUGCAUUCCAAUUAAGAAAUCCGACCCAGUAGUAUCUUAUCGGGAGACGGUCUGUGAAGAAUCUAACCAGUUGUGCUUAUCCAAAUCGCCUAACAAGCAUAAUAGGCUUUAUAUGAAAGCCCGCCCUUUCCCUGACGGAUUGGCAGAAGAUAUAGACAAAGGAGACGUUAGUUCCCGCCAAGAGCUGAAGCAGCGAGCUCGCUAUCUGGCCGAGAAGUACGAGUGGGAUGUUUCCGAAGCGCGGAAGAUCUGGUGCUUUGGUCCCGAUGGGACGGGACCCAAUAUUUUGGUUGACAUCACCAAGGGAGUCCAGUAUCUCAAUGAAAUCAAAGACAGCGUCGUGGCUGGGUUCCAGUGGGCCACUAAGGAGGGCGUUUUGUGCGAAGAGAACAUGAGAGGGGUCCGUUUUGACAUUCAAGACGUGACUCUCCAUGCUGAUGCGAUCCAUCGUGGGGGAGGACAAAUCAUCCCGACUGCCAGGAGGGUCUUGUAUGCGUCUGCCUUGACUGCCCAGCCUCGUCUGAUGGAGCCCAUCUAUCUUGUUGAGAUUCAGUGUCCGGAACAGGUGGUUGGGGGCAUCUAUGGUGUGCUGAACCGGAAACGUGGCCAUGUUUUUGAGGAGUCUCAGGUAGCCGGGACCCCGAUGUUUGUGGUCAAAGCCUAUCUUCCAGUGAAUGAGUCUUUUGGUUUCACUGCUGACCUGAGAUCCAACACUGGGGGCCAGGCUUUCCCGCAGUGCGUCUUCGAUCACUGGCAGAUCUUACCCGGAGAUCCUUACGAUGCCAAUUCACGCCCUUUCCAAGUUGUGGCCGAAACGCGUAAACGCAAAGGCUUGAAGGAAGGCAUCCCACCCCUAGACAACUUCCUGGACAAAUUGUAACGGCUUCCUCACACGGGGCGAGGAGAGUCUUAACGACCACACCUGACUUAACUCCACAACGGAAUCGGGAUUGCUUCACCACAAGCGAAAAGGAAGACACGAGAAACCGGAACAACCCCGAAAUGAAGACACAAAACCAGCCUCUAGCAAUUAUGUCAUGUUCACAUAACGAGAAAUAAAAGUGUGUUGUUGAAUAGAA
This is a messenger RNA of Pantherophis guttatus, 3013 nucleotides long. RefSeq names its product elongation factor 2-like. Lineage: Eukaryota; Metazoa; Chordata; Lepidosauria; Squamata; Colubridae. Gene Ontology annotation, cellular component: ribonucleoprotein complex; cytosol. Gene Ontology annotation, biological process: translational elongation. The record is from RefSeq and is a predicted model, not a curated record. Gene Ontology annotation, molecular function: GTP binding; ribosome binding; translation elongation factor activity.